AGCAGGAUACCAUCAGAGUGUUUGGUGUAUUCUUGUUCGCUAGGUUUGUGUACAUUUCUUAGCGUCUAUUUGGUUUAUUUCUGACUUAAAUCUCGCUGAAUUAUGGCCACGUAGUUGGAUUAUGGGUUUCAAGAAUUGAUAAAGCAAUUAACCCUGUCCUAUGCCAUGGCUUCUGGCGAACUGCAAGAAAAAGCGAAUUUUACAAGACUUAGUAGACUUUUAGUUGACAAAGGAACUGAGGCUUUGAGAAAUACAUUUGAUACCAUCCAUCCACCUGUUAGUCUACCCAGAGUACUAGCUGCGAAAAAAACAUCUCUUCAAAUGUUAAAACCUCGAGUUAUUAAUAAUUCCCAGUGGGAUUUACUGUUUCCUCCGUCUGGCAAUCCACCAGAUUCCAAAACCUUUGAUCUCACAUUACUUACAGUUCUAUUCCGGAACAUUUGUGGUUUUCCAUCAACAGGAUGGGGCGUAAUACCUCCGAAUACUGAUAGAUCAGAGCAAGCGAAUAUCACAAGAAUCAAGUGUUACAGAAAUGAAGUUAUUGCACAUGUAACAUCCACUCGAGUUGACAAUUCAAAAUUUCAGUCUUUAUGGAAGAAAAUUUCCCAGGCGAUAGUAGAAUUGGGCGUUUCACAGAGUGAUGUCGAUGAUUUAGAAAAAUGUCCUCUUGGGCCUGAAGAAGAAGUGUAUGUGCAAAAGCUUAAAGAUUGGAAACUGCACGAAGAUGAAUGUAUUAAAAUGCUUGCAACAAUGACACAAAUCGUUGAAGAAACCCGCGAUGGAGUAAAUCUACUGUGCCAGUUUUUGUUGAAGAAAAGUUACAAUGAGAUACCGCAAACUUCCCUCAAGCGUACGCUAUCAAUACCCGAGGAUGCCAAUCCUGAAAAAAAAUUCUGCAAGGAGAGUAGUGAAGAUGUAUUAAGAAAACUUGCCAAACAUAAUUUCAAGAAUAAAAUUCAAAGAAAAGUGAAGUUUUUCCUACCUGGAACAAGAGAGUGGUUGUUAAGGGAAGUUAACGAAUGGUUUUGUAUCAGUGAGAGUGACUCAAGAAUAAAAUUAAUAACAGCUGGACCAGGAUUUGGUAAAAACGUGUUUGCCGCUAAAAUCUGUGAAGAUUUUGAGAAGAAUGGAAAGCUGGCUGCUUGUCACUUUUGUGAUUUCAGCAAUUCAAACCUAAGAGAUCCUAUGGCGAUGUUGGAGUCUCUCGCAAGUCAGAUGUGCAAGAGCGUCCAUGGUUUUAAAGAGGAGCUCCUUGAUCAGUUAGGACGACGUCAUCAAGUCCAAAACCUGAGAGAUGCAUUUUUAAUAUAUUUGCAAAAUCCCUUAGAUGAAUUGGAAAUAAAAGAGCCGCGUUUAGUUGUGAUCGAUGGCCUGGAUGAAAGUGCUGCUGAUAAUAAGAAUGAAAUUGCGCAUUUGAUUGCUGAAUAUUUUCAUGAGCUUCCCAACUACAUCAAAAUCUUGGUGACAAGCAGGCCAGAGAUUUCCGUUGCUGAUCUAAGACUAAGAGACGAGCAAAAGACAGACAUUUCCAAUGUUCAUUACAACAAUAAUUUAGAUCUUGAACUUUAUUUUAAAGAAUGUUUUCCAAGUUUAGUUGGCAGGGAAGUGGAUAAAAGGGAGAUGAGCCAAGAUUUCUAUAAGGAUCAUCCAUAUCUAUCAUCUCAUUACCGCUUUUGGCAAAAUAAAACUAUUGGUUUACUUUCCAUUUUUGUUGCCAAAUGCCAGGGCUCAUUUCUCUAUGCAGAUCACUUUCAAUCUGGGCUAAAGGCUCGCUAUGAUCUUGAGAAGAUAACAAAUAAUGACGUCAUGGGGUUUCUCCCAGAAGGUCUGCAUUCUGUUUACGAACGAUAUUUUAAACGCCUUGAAGACGAGCUUAACACCAUAAAACACGAAAAGUUUGAUGUGUUGAAUAUUUUGGCAAUGCUGGCUAGUUCCGAAGGACCUCUUCCCCUCACUUUCAUCGCUCAGGCUUUUGGUUUAACUCCAGAUUGUCGCGAAACGAAAGACAUCAUCAACAAAAUUAAUGAAACCGUAUCGUGCUUGUUGUACGUUUCAGAUGACAUGUUAACCGUUUUUCACAAAUCCUUUAUUGAUUGGCUUCUAGCAAAGGGCUACAAAGAUCACCAGUAUACUGUCAAGGUCGAUGAUGGACAUAGAUCGCUUUGGCUUUUAUGCGAAAAGAUUUUUGAAGAAAUUGCGAAGAAUAUUCGCUUAGGACUUGAGGUUAAAUUUACUAAUGGCGUGGAAUACGCUCUGGAACAUGGUUUAAAACAUCUAGAAAAGUGUAAAAUGGAGGAAGGUGUGUUUUGGUCGGUUGAUGUUAUUAUCGUAUGUUAUAUGAUAACUGCGAUGAUAAUCAAUUUAGAUGAUUUGCUGCGUUUCUGGCUCACAUUACUGCAAUGUUCCUGGAUUAAAAACGAAGAUUUACGCGCCCGAAUUUCGUACCAUGUCAUUGAAUUUAACUCGUUGGAACAUGUUCUAGGACACCAGUUGGAAUAUGACAAUUAUUCAGUUUUUUCGACAGUAUAUUCACAAUGUUAUUUACAAGCGGUUCUUACACAUUCUCCAGAAGGUUAUUUCAGCGAUGAUGAGAAGAAAAUCGCGGAGACGCUACUAUCAAACGUUUCACCUUUUGUCGAGUCGACUUCUUACGAAGUUUCGCUUUUGCCGCGAGCAGUCUGGAAAUGCGGUGACUUUGAUCAUAUUACAGCUGUUGCUUUAUCUAACGAUGAGAAAAGAGUAGCAGUUGGAGUGGAAAAUUUUAUCAAUGUGCUAUCCGUACCAACUUUAGUUGAAAUUAUGAAUUAUUCAACAAAAUCGGAAAAAAUUCCAUGCUGCACAUUCUCUCCAGACGAUUCGCUCAUAUUAUUUGGUAAACUGGAAACGGCGUUUAACAUUGCUGGAAGAAAGGAAGUCCCAUUCUUCCCUGGAAAUGAAGAGACGUUCCUGUCCUGUGCAUUUUCUCCUAACGGCAAAAAACUGGUGACUAGCGACGGUUCAAACACCAUUAAACUAUGGGACGUUGUUAAACAAACGCUGCUGUCGUCGCUUUGUGCUGGAAUUCCUGUUGAUUGGUGCUCUUUUAGUGUCACAGGGUUAUUUAUUAUUGCAAAUUCAGAAUCUUCAUCUUAUCCGGGUUAUUCGUUUUGUGUUUGGAGCGCCAUCACAUUGCAAAGAAGUGAUAAGCGAAAAUUAUCUCACGGGGAAAGGGAGAAACGAGUUCUGUUAAAGAGUAGGAAAUGUGAACGAUGUUUUCAGCGGAGAUUUGAGGAACCAAAUUCUAAACACUUAGAAAUGAGGAAAAGUUUGACUGAAUAUAAUAUGAUUUCGUGUCCGUGGAUCUGCAAAGGUGUGGAGUGUAUUUUUUCUUCGGAAGAAUUUUGUUAUUCGAGUGAGACAGAAAGUAUUCCUUUUACUGCGAUUGUUGCUUGGAACUAUCUUGUUGCUGCUUGUGGCUUUUCUUUCCGUGCAAAUAAAAUACCAACUUUAGAAGAUAAUGUGUGGCUCUAUUCAGAUAUUGACAAAUUAAUUGUUUUUAAGGCAUUAGCUCCUAAACAAGAGCAUUCUUGUUUGUCACAGCAAACGAAAGUUUAUUCGAGUUCGUUUUCUCCUGACGGCUCUCGACUUGCAUCCUGCAACUCAGAUGGAUAUAUCAACGUAUGGAAUGUCUAUACCAGCCAAGUUCAACAACGUUUCAAAAGCAGUCAAUGUGGGUUAAGGUUUUUAUGGUGGUGGUCGGAAGAUUUCUUGUUUGUGAUUAGUGAAUUUAACGGGAUUCCCAAAUUAACGCGAUACCCGGUAGAUGACAUUUUAGAGAUCGUGUUUACUCGCAGUCAGGACUUGGUGCUAGACGACUUGUCUGAACUCAAGCUAGUGGACUGGUUUGAUGAAGGCUUUGUCAGCUUUGCUCUUGGACGCUUCAAACCCGUGAAAGUUCUCGAUGUCAGAGAUGUUGAUGGUCCUGUAAUGAUCAAUUUGCCUGGAAUUGACCCUAAGAUGGAAGUGGAAAUCUCGCCUGGUGGUGCCUUUAUCUCAGGUUGUAAUGGGUAUAUAUUUUAUAUUUGGAAAAGAAAUACCGAAAAACCAACUUCGUAUGAAGUCUUUUAUGACUAUGAAUUUCGCAAUGAAAUAGUCGCAGUAAGUUUCAGUAAUGACUCCAAAGUCGCAGUAGUCAUGCACUUUGUUGCUCAAAUGAGUCAAAUAAUUAAUCUGGACACUGGUGAUUCUCAAAAUAUAAUGUUUUAAUUCAGUUUUGUUCAUUCGUUAUCCAGGUCGUUUUGUAUUCACAAGAGUAGAAUUGUAUUAAAUUUAUCCGAUCGCCUGAUGAUAUUUUUUGACAUGGACUCUGGCGCGAUUCUCGACCAUUCCUAUCAACCAUACUUGAAGGUUGAUGAGUCAAACCAAGGAAUUAAACUUUCCCCAAAAGAGACCAUGCUGGCUUUUUCUAACUACAGAGGCGAUAUGGUGUUUCUUCGACUGUCUAUUCCAGAAAAUUCCUUAUUGGACGAAAUUAAGCGACGGGCAGUUGCUUGGUUGGACGAUAUUAAACAAUAACUUUCUUUGUUGGACGAUAUUUAGCGAGAUAGUAUUUAGUAGUCAAUCUUUCUUUAACCGAAAUAAAGUCGUCUCGCGGAAAAAGUUUUUAGGAAAAUUUACACAAAGCUGUAUAUGUUUGGUUUCCUGCAGGUUGUUUAUACCCAAUAAAUGAGAAUUUUUUUAUUCUUAAAAGUAACUGAAAUGAUCCCGUUCACACGAGGACGAAAACCAAUAGGAAAAGACUUCGAAAACUAUCAUCAAGAACAUUGUUCUCGGGCAGCGGCUAGACUUCGCUUGGAGCUGGUCUAGAAUGGAGAAGUAAGACACCUCCUUCCCUCCGUUUGUCUGGGAGUUCACCUUGGGCAAGUGAUAGCACUCCCUUGCCUCCCUAACUGGGGUUACAGUUUGUUAAACAAAACAAAGAUGAUAUCUUCAAUACAUCUGCAAUCUUAGAAUUGAAAUCUGUCGGGCAGAACAGAAUAUAUGAAUAAACAUCACCUCAAUUAUCGUCCCUAAUGGAACUACAAGAACUAUGUACAUUACAGAGAACGUUCGUUUUUUAGCUGGGAAGGAAGAUAUUUAUAGUCUGAAGCGGAGAUGGAAAAUUGUAAAAAUUUGACUGAAAUGUGAAUAAUAUUAUGUUCAAGACA
This is a messenger RNA of Dendronephthya gigantea, 5186 nucleotides long. RefSeq lists its product as uncharacterized. The record is from RefSeq and is a predicted model, not a curated record. NCBI's taxonomy places the organism in Eukaryota, Metazoa, Cnidaria, Anthozoa, Malacalcyonacea, Nephtheidae. The transcript is spliced from 2 exons. Gene Ontology annotation, molecular function: protein binding. Bases 166 to 4245 code for a protein of 1359 amino acids.